UCGAGCGAACAAUCUCAAGAUCCUGAACAAGUUGAAGAAGCUUUAGGCAUUUUAAAAGAUGACAAGGAAUUUGAAGAAUUUGAAAAAGAAACUUGGACAACAUCAGAAGAAGAGAUUUCCGAUCUACAUGUUUGGGACGAUAAAUGGGAUUGUGAAGUUGAAGUAGACGAUCAAUUCACUGAAUAUUUAAGGGAAGAAUUGAGCAAACUUGGCCACCUACGUGAAACAUAACAUAAUUCAAUUCAAUUCAGUUUCAAACACAACAAAUAAAUAGUCAUCAUCACAAUGAUUGUAUUUUAAAUAAAAACUAUCUGUAUUAAAUAAUACAUUCACUUUUUUUCAUGGUACAAGUUUUUG
Schistosoma turkestanicum is the source of this 357-nucleotide messenger RNA. Lineage: Eukaryota; Metazoa; Platyhelminthes; Trematoda; Strigeidida; Schistosomatidae. The record is from the annotation of a GenBank genome assembly.